GGUUAGACACAAAUUCUCAAUAUUCUAUUUUCUUUUAGUCCAAAUACACAACUUAUUUAACCCAUAUUAUAAACAAACUAAUAUCAAUUUAUAAGAGAUCAUAUUCGCAUCAAGUCAUAAAAAUAUCAGGACCGGUUCUGGGAUUCAACAAAAAUGAUCCAGUAUAGAUUGGCAGGACUCUAAGAGACCACGAGGACAAGACACAAGGGACAUUGUAAUGUCUGCCUAUAAGCAGCGCAGCCCAAUAUAAGUUCAUCUCGGACUCUGCCUCAUCUUCUAAAUGUUACUCACACACGAGCCCGAUAUAAAGCCCAGCACAAAAUUCAAGCCCGCCCAUUUAGACCUUCCUCUCUUUCCUUCCCGCACCACCUCCAUUGUUGAAGCCACAGGUGCUUGGCAGCAGCCAUAGUCCUCUGGAAUGGCCGCACCGCCAUUCUCUGGAGCCCAUUUCGUCUCGGUCUCAACUACCUCUCUCACUCUCUCCUCCACCAUUUCGCAAUUUGAUUUCUCCCUCUAUCUCACACCACUCAUCUCCACGAUCUCUGCUAUGCAUUCCCCUCUCUGAUAUGUAUCACAGUCGUCUCGGCGUCCACCGCCUCAUCUACCGCAGCCGCAUGGUGCAGUAUAUAAAAACCGGCCUCAUCGAUCACGCCCUCCAGGUGUUCGACGAAAUGACUCAGUCAAAUUGCCGCGUGUUCAGCAUAGACUACAAUCGCUUCAUUGGAGUGCUGGUCAAGCACUCGCGUUACGACCUCGCCGAGCAUUAUUACUACGAAAUGGCGCCGCAAGGCUUCUCUCUAACCCCAUUCACUUACUCGAGAUUUAUUUCUGGGUUGUGUAAUAUCAAGAAUUUUACUCUCAUUGAGAAGCUUCUUCGAGACAUGGAGAGGCUCGGGUGUGUGCCUGACAUUUGGGCUUUUAAUAUAUAUUUGAAUCUUCUCUGCCAAGAAAAUAGGAUACAGUUGGCUCUGCAAGUGUUUGAUAGGAUGGUUGAGAAGGGGAGAGAGCCGGAUGUUGUAUCGUAUACUAUAGUUAUUGAUGGGUCCUGUAAAGCUGGAAAGUUUGAUAAUGCAGUUGAGGUUUGGAAUGGUAUGAUUAGUCAAGGGUUUAGGCCUGAUACUAUUGCGUGCACCGCGCUUGUUGUUGGCUUGUGUGCAGGUGGAAAGGUUGAUUUGGCUUAUGACCUUGUAAUUGGUGAGAUGAAGGGUGGAGUCAAGUUCAAUAAUUUGAUCUAUAAUGCGCUGAUUAGUGGGUUUUGUCGAGCUCGUAGAAUUGAUAAGGCACAGGCAAUUAAGUGGUUUAUGAAGAGGAAUGGGUGCCAGCCGGAUUUGGUGACUCACAAUGUGUUGUUGAAUUAUUGUUGUAAUGAGUUCAUGUUGGAGGAGGCAGACAAGUUGAUGAAACAAAUGGACAAGAGUGGGAUGGAACUCGAUGCCUAUAGUUAUAAUGGGUUGCUCAAGGGCCUUUGUAAAGAUAAUAGACCCGAAAAGGCAUAUUUGUUGAUGAGGAACGUGAUGGAGCCAAAAGGUUUGUGUAAUGUUGUUUCAUUUAAUACCAUCAUUACAGCAUUUUGCAAGGCAGGGCAGACUAGAAGGGCAUACAAACUGUUUGAGGAAAUGUUUCAAAAAGAUAUUUUACCUGAUGUGGUUACAUUUACCAUCCUGAUAGAAGCUUUAUUAAGAGAAGGUAGUUCAGAUAUAGCCAAGAAGCUUCUUGAUCAGAUGACAGGGAUGGAUCUGUUACCUGAUCGUAUAUUUUACACUACAAUAAUUGAUCACCUAUGUAAGAGUGGGAAGAUUGCAAUGGCUUUUGACGUUUUCAAUGAUAUGUUAGAGAAGCGAAUCACCGCUGAUGUGGUUUUGUAUAAUGCACUCAUUAGCGGGCUUUGCAGGGCUUCAAGAGUGACUGAAGCCAUGCAUUUAUAUGAGGAAAUGCAGACUAGAGGAUGCUGUCCUGAUGAGGUAACUUUCAAAGUGAUAAUUAGAGGUCUUAUAAGAGACAAGAGGCUUUCUGUGGCUUGUGGGGUAUGGGAUGAGAUGAUGGAGAAGGGCUUUACUCUGGACAGAGUUCUUUCCCAGACACUGAUUAAUGCUGUCCAUUCAAAAGAUGUUGCAUGAAAAUGGAAAAUGUUUCCAUAUUUUGGAGCAACUGGAUAGUUGGUGAUUUCAUCUCAACAAGCCUGUCUUGUUUCUACCUUGUUCCUCUUCCUGGCAAGUGCAGGAUGGAACCUUGGACAACCAGAUAAUUCGAAGAGCAUUAUGAUUACAUUGAUGCACCAUGGCGCUCCUUGAGGUAGUUCUAUGUAGAGGCAGCAGAUCUGUAUCAAGAAUAUUAGUGUGAGAAGACUAUUAAUCCAACUUGGGCAUGAAAUCUGAAUGUGGAUGUGGACAUACAUGGCUUGUUAUAUGGGAAAUGCAGGCAAUGCAAGCAGCAACUGCUAAAAUUUUUGGCCACCUCCUGCUGAAGAAAAGCAGAUGAAAGAAUACGAAGCUUUGUUUUCUGUAUAUUAACUAUAAUCCGGUUUGUUGCAGUUCUGGAGCCUUGAGGAGGGAAGAACAAUCAGGACAACAACCAGGGAACCAUUUUUGCAAUUAAUUGAUUACAAAUACAUCCAAGGAACCAUUUUUGCGAUUAAUUGAUUACAAAUAUAACUCACAGUACUGACGAGUUGCUUUUCAAAGACUCUUGAAUUCAAGUUCCAGCCAGUGGUUGCCCAUAGCCCAACUCUGAGCCACAGCAGAAUAUCUUCGGUUAUUGAGUUAAGAUGUUCUUUGCUCAGAGGUGAGUUGAAUGUUGAGUUUUUCGUCCAGAACUCGGAGGAGGCUAUAUAUCCAUUUCAUACACAGAGGAACAGAAUUAUGUCAAAGUUUUAGAUGAAUAUUGGGUACCAUUGCUCUCGGUCAGUAUUCAGAUUUUUGUUUCAAUUUUUCGUAGGAACAUUAGUCCUUACUGAUAGUAUGAACAUGGUAAACUGUCAUAGACGUUCAAGAAUACUAUGAAUUCAACUGAGAAUGAGCUCCUCUUGCUUCA
Molecule: messenger RNA, 3030 nt
Organism: Rosa rugosa (rugosa rose)
Lineage: Eukaryota; Viridiplantae; Streptophyta; Magnoliopsida; Rosales; Rosaceae
Product: pentatricopeptide repeat-containing protein At1g13040, mitochondrial
Exons: 5
Coding region: 567-2117 (516 amino acids)
Molecular function (GO): protein binding
Source: RefSeq, a predicted model, not a curated record